This is a messenger RNA of Perca flavescens (yellow perch), 6941 nucleotides long. Its product is annotated as glucocorticoid receptor. The record is from RefSeq and is a predicted model, not a curated record. Gene Ontology annotation, cellular component: nucleus. Gene Ontology annotation, biological process: nuclear receptor-mediated glucocorticoid signaling pathway; regulation of DNA-templated transcription. Gene Ontology annotation, molecular function: steroid binding; zinc ion binding; sequence-specific DNA binding. NCBI's taxonomy places the organism in Eukaryota, Metazoa, Chordata, Actinopteri, Perciformes, Percidae.
UGCGCCAGGGCAGCACGGCUGGAUUAUAUAACUGAUAAAGAAAUGGAUCAGGGUGGACUAAAGCGCAACGGUAAUCAAGACGACAGCCUGACAUUUGGGGUGACAGGAGCCGGAGUAGGCAAAGAUACGGAUGACGCAGCUGGUUCACAGCUCCAGUCUGCAACGCACCUGUCUGGCCCCGGAUCUCUGCCCCAGCCCACAGUGACCCCAAAUGGACAGGGUGAAACCAAAGACCAGGGGGAGCUUGGAGGACUCUUUGAGUCCUCUCAGCAUCAUGUCCCAUAUGAGGGGUCAGACACAGAGGAGGGUAAAAUCAUCAAAAUGCAGAAACAACACAAGGAUAUUGGUGUUUUCAACAUGGAGGACAACUUGCCGCUGUUGAAACAGAGUAUUUCCGAUCCCAACCAGAUGUCCACCUCUGUCAUCAGCACCUCAGUCUCCUCCAUCCUUGGCAACCUCCCUCUGUCCAACAUUUUUUCCCAGCACAUCAAGCAGGAGGGGGAUUUUUCUCUGGAUAAAGACUUGGAAACUUACAGCGGGCACACAGUCGCUGUUCCGUGUGAUCUGGAUUGCAACAGCAGUGGUCUAAUCGAGGAUUCCGAGAUUUGGCAGGACCUGGACCUCUCUGAUUCUCUGCCAGAAAUCAGUGAUUUUGAGUUGGAUUCAGAAGUGGCACACUUGGAUAACACUAAAUUACAGCAGGGGGGGUGGUGGUUCGGUCAGUGGCUUGCUCAAGAACAAAGCCUAUCGUGGGAUGGAGUAAACUGUACCAAUGCGAACGGCACGGGCCAGCAGCACCACCCCAUAACCCAGCAGCACCGCCUUCUACAGCACCAGCAACAUCAGCUUCACCAUCAGCAGCAGCCUGCAUCACUUCUCUCCAGCGUUAUGAUUAAGGAAGAGAAGGAUCCCGGCGACUCUUUCACCCACAUCCGUACUCCCGGUGUUGUGAAACUGGAGAAGCAGGACAGCGCUGGUUGCUGCCAGUCGCAGUGUUUCCAGAGCAGCAUGAGCUCUCUCCAUGGAGGAGGCGCCAUGCCCUCGUCUAUGGCCCUCAGUGCAGGACCUAGCUACCACUACAGAGCCAACCCGUCCUCCACAGUGUCCCGACAAGACCAGGAGCCUUUUGGCAAUUACCCAAACCUCCCUCUGGUGGGGGAGAACUGGGGCAGGGGCAACAGUUUUGGAGAGUUGUCCGGGUUACAAAGGGGUGACGAUGGGAUCCCCUCUGCCGCAGCCGUGGCAAAUUUUUCUGUCAGCUUCUCCAGCUUGUCAACCAGAGCAGGAGAGACCAGCAGUUCUGUGGUGCCGAGCCAAUCCAAGCCCAGUGGGCAGACGCAUAAGAUCUGUUUGGUGUGUUCAGACGAGGCCUCUGGGUGCCACUACGGGGUUGUAACCUGCGGCAGCUGCAAAGUGUUCUUCAAGAGGGCCGUCGAAGGAUGGAGAGCACGACAAAAUACAGAUGGACAGCAGAACUACCUGUGUGCAGGGAGAAAUGACUGCAUCAUUGAUAAGAUCCGGAGGAAGAACUGUCCAGCCUGCCGCUUCAGGAAAUGUCUUCAAGCUGGAAUGAACUUGGAAGCGAGGAAAAACAAGAAGAUGAUGAAAGUGCCGCGGCCCCCCCACCCGUCCCCAGUCGUCCCCACCAUGCUGUCUAUGCUUAAGGCCAUCGAGCCAGAGGUAAUCUACUCGGGCUAUGACAGCACACUGCCUGACACCUCCUCGCGGCUGAUGACCACUCUCAACAGGCUAGGGGGACAGCAGGUCAUCUCUGCAGUCAAGUGGGCCAAGUCCCUGCCAGGUUUCCGCAACCUGCACCUGGAUGACCAGAUGACAUUGCUGCAAUGCUCCUGGCUCUUCCUCAUGUCCUUCAGUCUCGGUUGGAGGUCCUAUGAGCAGUGUAACGGUACCAUGCUCUGCUUCGCCCCUGAUCUCGUCAUCAACAAAGAACGUAUGAAGUUGCCCUUCAUGAACGACCAGUGUGAACAGAUGCUGAAAAUCUGUAAUGAGUUUGUCAGACUGCAGGUGUCCUAUGACGAGUACCUGUGCAUGAAGGUCCUGUUACUGCUCAGUACAGUACCGAAAGAAGGCCUGAAGAGCCAGGCAGUGUUUGACGAGAUCAGGAUGAUGUACAUCAAGGAGCUGGGAAAAGCCAUUGUCAAGAGAGAGGAGAAUGCUAGUCAGAACUGGCAGCGUUUCUACCAGCUAACUAAGCUACUGGACUCCAUGCAGGAGAUGGUCAAGGGUCUUCUCCAGAUCUGUUUCUACACCUUUGUGAAUAAAACCUUCAGUGUGGAAUUCCCAGAGAUGCUGGCAGAGAUCAUCACCAACCAGAUACCAAAAUUCAAAGACGGGAGCGUCAAGCCUCUGCUGUUUCAUCAGAAAUGAUUGCCUUAAAAUGUGAAGCAAUGCCUUAAAUCCUGCCCUGCCCGUGUACCUCUCUGGGGCCCCAAGCUUUCACCCCAAGCCCUAAGCCUUUGCUUGUCCUGCCUCCCCCAUCACAUUCGAUUCCUCUGUUUUCCCAGUCCCUCUUCUAGGAGCUCUGCCAUGCCCAUCCAAGCCUCAGCCAUUCAGCCUUAUCAUGGAGCACAAUACCUGUGGCCUCACACCUCCCAAUCUGGUCCCAGGUUGGGCCAAAUUUCGGUAAAACACCCUACCGACCUGUAGCCCUUCCUCUUGGCUAACCAAGAAUAAAUUGUUCUCCAGGGAAAAUGUGUUUGCUCUGAAUGUCCUGUGGGCAGGAUGCAUUUUAGGCAAUCUAUUUUUUAUUUUUCUUACCCCCUCCUCCGUCCAGGGCCCUGUCCUCAGGUUUCUAAUGCUGUUUCUUUUGUUGGCCGCCUGCUUCUUACUCUCUCCUGACUCUAGUGUUUUAUUGCUGUUUUUACUGACAAGCCAACACCUGGAAACACCUUUCCAUCCUCAACAUGACACCUUAUAUCCUGUCCAACUCGCUGGAUUAGAAACCUAUUGAAGCUCCUUCCAAGUUCAAGCCUACUGUACCUCUGCUCACCUGCCCCGCUUGUCUCUGUUUGCCCUCCCUAGCUCCAAUGCGCAGAGAAUGUAGUGAGUGUUCACUUGUUGUAGUUUCCAGAGGGCUGUUGGUGAUGAAGGGGAUAAACAAAAACACAAAAAAAUUGGAAAAAUAUUUUUUCUUCUGGACCCAAGGACAUUGAGGACUAACAGUUUGAAGCUAUGAAUCAGAUAACAUUUCUGAAAUGAUAUGCAUCAGAUUCAUAUACCUGACCAAUGGAAGAAACGCUCUAGGAAUUUAUUCAUUUAUUUUAUGCAGACACGCAUUUUUGACCACACAUGCAAAAGUCACGCUUACGCACACACACACACACACACACACAAACACACACACACACAAACAUUCAAAGUAUUCACAGACAUAUUCACUCAAAAAAACAUUUACACAGGAUGUAACUGAGAAGGGAAAAACAGUGCCUUUUAGUUAUUAAUGCUCUUCAUAGCCAUCCUCUCUGAACGGUGUUUUUUUUGCAUAAGAAUCUAACUUUGACAUAUUGUUUCUGUUUUUGUUUUUCCACGCUGGUAGCUUUCUCUCCAAGCAGCCGUUUCUUUUGUCCUGAUCCCCAGAUAUGCAUGUAAGGAACACAGCCUAUGGUACAGAUUAGAAAUGCAUAGAGCAGUUUGAAAUAGCUUAAUUUUGCAUUUUCAAAUUCACAGAAAAAAAAACAGGGAAAGUAUAAAACAAAAAAUGCUGUUCAUGUCCCAAAACACAUUUUAUGUGUGUCUCUUUUUCUCAUGUAGAGUAUAUAUUUGAUAUAUAUACACACACACACAUAUAUACUGCAUCUCCCAAAAAGUAUCACAUGGUUAUACAAAGUUACAGUACCCAGAUUAUAUCAACGCAUAUAAUGUUAAAUACACAUCCACAUACUUUACCAAGCUUAUAAGAAAGUGCAACCACAUUGGUGCUAAAUGGACACUACUGGAAUAAACAAGGCUUAUCUGAUGUUUUGUAAUAUUUUGGGGAGGUGUUUAACAUGUUUUUAGAUCUCACUAUAAUCAGUGAGUUGUUAAUUGGAAUCAAAUUUGUUUACAGACUUUUGCAAUUUAUUCAGAUGCAAUCGCACAUAUGGGUUUUUAAAAUUAAAUUGCCUUUGAAAGAAACAUCCAAGGCAUCUGUGUGUUAAUACAUAGCCGUAAUGAUUCAAGCAAACCUGGCUUAAAGUUAAAAUCGUCCUUUUAUUGCCAGCUGCUUUUACGCUAGGGUUCUAGUUUAGUAAAUGGUUUAAAACAACUUUACUUUAAAAUGGGGACUUACCUGGCCAAUCCCAGUAAGGUCAAAUGGGAAUGGAAAUUAUUUCAUGGUGUGUGUUGUAACCAACAGGAGUAAUAGACUGGUUGGAUUUUCAAAAUAAGGUACCACAUAUGUUUUACUCCUAAAAGGUAAACAAAAACACAUAUUAUUUGUGACAAAAGUAUUGUUUCACUCAAAAUACCAUUUUAGAUAAAAUAUACCUUUUAAUCAGCUUCACCUCAAAUUGCAUAGGAAGUGGGGUUAUUAAGUUGUUGAGCUCAACAUGGCUGAAAAGGUAAAUAAAUAUAAUUUAUAUACAUACAUACAUACAUACAUACAUACAUACAUACAUACAUACAUACAUACAUACAUACAUACAUACAUAUAUAUGUUUUGUAUAUGUGAUGUAAAAAUACAUGCACCCAUAAUUGAUGGAACAAGAUUUCACCUCCUAAAUUGAAGUAAUUUUGGAAGAAGAUGCAGUUUGGUCCCAAUAAUUUGUGAAUCAAUGUUCAGGCUAUGAGUGACUUCAUCACUUGUAUGUAUUCCACUAGUGCCAAAUGUUAUAUCAAGUUUUUAUAAGUUUUUUCCUGGAGAUGUAAAAGAUUAUUCAGUUAAGAUUCAACAUUAGUUUUUUUUUUGUAAUUUUGCUUAAGAGUGCUCAUUUAUGAGAAAGAUCUUUGUUCAGUGUCACACCUACACCAGCUUAAAAGUACUGAUUGUUAUCAUCCAAGUUAAGUGUAUGAUUGAUGAUUUUUGUUGUUAAGAUGCACAAAAUAUUGUAUUUUUGAAAUUGCAAAGUAAGCAGUAAUAUAUACUGUUGUCAAACAGGUGGAGGAGGUCAACAUUUGGUUUACACUUAAUAUGAACAUGAUGUUUGUGAAGCAAAGUACAUUAACAGUGCAGUUGUACAUGGCCCCCCCUCCCCUCCUUUAUUAUCCUUAGUAUUUCUUGUAACUGCAACUGCCAGGCCCCUCUGCCUAAAAUGUCUACCGUACAGAUUUUCAACCAUUUACCCUGAAUGGUACUCAUCCCUCCGCGGUGCAUAACUCUGAAUGGCAGUUAACAGACCAGGUAGCAGGUUGCCAUGGAGAUUGGUCAUUUGUGUUACUUACAGCUAACAGCACAGUAGACUCUGGACGCAUACAAGCCACUAUUCAAUAAGAGCCAUCAUGUAUUUAAUCAGCCAUUCUGCCAAAGGAUGGCCAAUCACAGCAGGGUUGUUUCUUGUACACUGCAGGCUUUCAGCUUCACUCGCUAACUCAGCCUUGUGGGGAUUGAUGCCGCUCACGUCAAUGUUGAUUUUUCUAGGGGAAAAUUUGACUUAACAGUCUAUUUUAUUUGGGUGACUUUUGCAUACAGUAAUACAGUUGUUUUCCAGGUGGUGGUGCUUCAGAAAACCAGCUUUAGCGUGUAGAUGUAACCAUAUCCCUGCUCAUUUCUAAAUGGCCAUAGAUGUAUAUAGCAGCGCCGACAUAUCCAGUGCAAUGUAAACAGUGUCUAUUAUUACAAAAUAUUUUUACAUGGACAUAACCUCUAUAUACAUUUUUCUUUUUUACCUUUCAACUACAUGUAAAGGCCUUGCGAAAGGGAGACCGAGAGCCAUAGAAAUACAAUUUUAAAUCAGGAAAUAGAAAAACACUUAACAAAUAUCAAUGCUUUUAGAGAUUGAUCUAUUGUAAAAAAUAAAUAAAUAAAAAAAAAAGACAAUAUUUUCUGUGAUUUUGAAUACAUCAGUUUGAUCUUCUUUGAUAUGAAUAAUUUUACCCAAUCCUUUUUGUACAUUGAACGAGUCAAGAAAGUAAAUAUUUUUCUGUUUGUGUUUGAUAAAGGUAGACGUAUUGAAUACAUUAGAAAGUGUUGAAGAUGUUUGUCUUGUGAAGUAAAUGUAAAUUCUACGAGUCAAUGGGAAAGUCUAUAUGAAUGCUCACUGUUUUAAAGCUUUAAGGAAACGAUGGAGAGGGAAGGAUGAAAGGUGAGACGAACUGGAGGAGGUUAUUGCAUUAUAUAAGAGUGACCAAAGCUGAGGAGGAAGAAAAGAUUUAACAAACAAAAAGAAGUAUUCAAGCAGUUACAUUUUAAGUAGCACUUAUUAUCCAACUUCUAGUACUUCUUAUUUUAUUUGAAAAGUAUCUUUUGUAAAGGUCCAGGCUUUGAAUCCCAUGUAUAUUGCUCUGAGGAUUUACCUGUCACUUUAAAAUAGAAAACGAAACAAAAAAAAAUUGAUUCUCCGUGUGAAAGCAAAUCUACCAGAGAUUGACGGAAUUGCACUACCCUCAUACUGGUUGAUAGUCUAUUUUGUAUAAAAUACAUGCAAAUAUUAUCUUUAAAGAUUAAGGGCAGACCAUGUUUCACUGGUACAUAUGGCUAUGACUUUUAAUGAAGUCUGUUUUGUUCGUAUUUCAGUUAUGUAAAUGUAAUCCAAUGUAAAAACAAACAAAAAAUAUAAAAUGUUUGUUUAAAAAACAAUAGUUUGUUUUGCUCCUCUUCUGUAGUCAGUGUCAAUAUUUUCACCUAUUUGAUUAAAUGUUGAAUUGAGUUAUCUGUGUUGUUCUUUGACAUUGGAUUUGGCAUUGUGUUGGUAACAACUUGGAUGAUGUUUUUGUCAUCACUGGAGAUUUGGAAGAACUGAUUUAUCAACAUCUUACACAAUAAAGUUUCCUGUUUUUCAAUGCUC